Messenger RNA from Zootoca vivipara (common lizard), 3646 nucleotides. NCBI's taxonomy places the organism in Eukaryota, Metazoa, Chordata, Lepidosauria, Squamata, Lacertidae. The record is from RefSeq and is a predicted model, not a curated record.
CCUCCAUGUGCGGGGCAAGAGUGGUGGAAGCGCGUAGGGAUCCCUUGCGCAUUGAUCGGCUUUAAGGAGUUAAAUGAAGCAGGUAUGCCGAUUUCCCCCCAGGCAGGCGGCAUUUGUAUUCAAGCAGGCUUCUAAUACCUUGUCGCUUUUAAAUAUUAUGUCGUGUUUUCUUUUCCCAAUGGUGGUUCGCUUCUGGCAGUUCUGUGUUCUGAAUAUCGUCGUAAUUUAUUCCUCAACUUGCAUGUUUGUGCUUUGGGCUUUUUCUCCGCUGUGUCCCCUCCCCCUUUUCUUCUAUAAAUCACACACGCACACACCCCAACACUGUUGGCAGGAGGACAACAUGAACGUGCAAAUAUUUGCAAAUGGGAACCGCAACAAAAUGUUGCAACAGGGGACAAGUUGCGCCUUGCUCCUCUGCAGGGUUUCCGCUUAUCAUCCAGGAUACCCCUUUCCGUUUUCUGACACCCAAGAGUCAAUGCGCAUUUUGUGCCCGCUGGCAUUGCCACUCGCUCCUGCUCCCAAGUCCUCUUGCAAACUUUAAGGGUUCCCCCAAACCUGCUGAGAAGUCCUUUCUUGUGUGCAGGUGGUGCUGUUUUGGCUACACAACAAUCUGUGACACAGGCCACGGGGCGAAAACACCAUGGAGACGUAGAGCUUUGCCAUGUCUUUCCCGACUCCAGAUUCUUACUUGGAGCUGUAGUUUUCGCAUCCGCUUCCAGCAAUGGCUGAAGGCAACCUUCCUAGGUUGGUGAAGGAAGGGAAGCUCAUCCUUCUGAAAGAAGAGGUUGCAAAUGUUUGGGAUGUGAAGAAGAGGCAUUAUGGGAAGUCAGCCGACACCCUGCUCCACUACGCAGCCCGGCACGGUCAGCUGAUGAUCCUCACUUACUUGGUCGAGACCUUAGAAAUGGACAUCGAAGUGUUUAACAGCGAUUACAAGCGACCCCUCCACGAAGCAGCCUCCAUGGGUCAUAGGGACUGUGUCUUGUACCUGCUGAACAAAGGAGCUACUGUCGAUUGCUUGAAGAAAGCAGACUGGACUCCCCUCAUGAUGGCUUGUACCAGAAGGAAUCUAGAAGUCAUUCAGGAUCUCAUCGACCACGGAGCAAAUCCAUUAUUGAAGAACAAAGAUGGCUGGAGCUGUUUCCAUAUUGCCAGCCGAGAGGGGGAUCCUGAGGUCAUCCGGUACCUCCUGGAUGUCUCUCCAACCAUUUGGGACACGGAAAGCAAAAUCAAGAGGACUCCCCUACACACAGCAGCAAUGCAUGGACGCCUGGAGGUAGUGAAAAUGCUCCUUGAACGGUGCCACUAUCGACCCGACAGCAGGGACAAAUGUGGCGUCACACCUUUUAUGGACGCGAUACAACACGGCCACCUUGGCAUCGCGCAGCUGCUUCUAGAGAAACAUAAGACUUGCUACACUGCCCGGGACGCACUCGGCGCUCAGCCUCUGCACCAAGCCGCGGUCACAGCGCAGGAUCCCGCCCUCCGGUUCCUUGUUUCAGAUCUCGGCGUUGACGUCAAUGCCAGAGCCACUUCGCUGCAGCUCACAGCCUUGCAUUACGCUGCCAAGGAAGGACACGCAGGGACAAUCGAGACUCUCCUGUUGCUUGGCGCUGAUCUAAAUGCAAAGGAUGGGAAAAAUCGUUCCGGUAAGACCCUUUCACGCUUUGUAUUGGGAUUACGCCGGGCAUUGGCACGAUCAGGCUACCAGUGGGGUGGAUGGUGUAUUAGGGGAGGGGUACUAGCUCUGAUGGGGGACAUGACAGGCGCCUUCUGGGGUCGUUUGUCCACCUUUGGGCCCCACCUUACACUUAGCUCUCACCUGUGCCUCCUGGAAGCAGUCAACAUGCAAUGAGGCGGAGGGAAAGUUCUUUUAUAUGUGGUGGACCUGUAAAAGGGUAAAAGAGUAUUGGGGAAUGAUCCAUAAUGAAUUGAAAAAAAUGUUUAAAAGUACUUUAAAAAAAAAGAGAGAGCGCUCUUUUUGUUGGGGAUAAUUCAGACGGAAAUUCCCAGGUGUUAAUAAAGGUUAUUUAUGUACAGUGGAACCUCGGUUUACGACAGGCACCCCCAAACUUCGGCCCUCCAGAUGUUUUGGACUACAAUUCCCAUCUUCCCUGACCACUUUUCCUGUUAGCUCGGGAUCAUGGGAGUUGUAGGCCAAAACAUCUGGAGGGCCGCAAUUUGGGGAUGCCUGGUUUACGACUACCUCCGUUUAUGGAAACCUCCGUUUACGAGGCAUCGGAUGUGCAGACGCGAUCUGCGCAGCUCGCGCAGAAGCAUGCCUUCGGCGAGCGAAUGCCUCCACGGAACGGAUUGUGUUUGCAAACCGAGGUACCACUGUAUGCCACUACUGCGGCCCGUGUUCUGUUAGCCCCCAAAUGGAAAACAAGGGAGGUCCCAACUAAAGAAGAAUGGAAACUGAAGCUGACGGAAUAUGCACAGCUUGCAGACUUAACAUAUAGAAUAAGAGAACACGAAGAACAUACGUUUAGAGAAGAUUGGAAAAUGUUUAUUGAAUAUAUUGGGGGGAAUUGUGUACACUUGAAAACGUUGGCAGCGUUAAGAUAAAUUCAACAGUGCAAAUAAGUUUCGAUGGAUGUAAUAAUGGAGUACUGAAUGGUUUAGUUUUUGUAAAAUAUGCAAGGAUUUGUGAUAUGCAAAAUGAACCAUGGAAGAGAAGAAGGGGUCAUUGAUAUUUUAAGGGUGUUUAAAUGAGUAUUCUAAAUUGUAAAACAGAAAAUUUAAUAAAAAUUGUGUGUGUGUGUGUGAAGCUGUCAGCAUGCAACAGUGGCCACAAAACUGGGAAAUGGCUUUGAGUGGCCAGCUAAACCAGGUGAGGGUAGCUGCUGUGUCUCAAACCCUCCGUGAGUUAGGGGCUUCCCCUGCCUUUAAAGACAGGACCAAUAGUGAUUGGAUGGGUCCAGUGGUCAAGAAGGCGAUUUCUGCUUUAUUUUAUUUAUUUAUUGCAUUUUAUAUCCCACCCUUUUCUUCCAAGGAGCUCAAGGUGGUGUACAGUGGUACCUUGGGUUAAGUACUUAAUUGGUUCCGAAAAGUACUUAAUCCAGGUGGCGAUAGCGCGCAUGUGCAAAACGCCGAUAGAGCACUUCUGCGCAUGCGCGCAUGGCAGAAGCCGGAAGUAAACACUUCCGGGUCCGCGGAGUACUUAAACUGAAAGUACUCAAACUGAAGCGUACUUAACCCGAGGUAUGACUGUACGUGGUUCUCCGCCUCCUCGUUUCUUCCCUGCAACAACCCUGUGAGGUAGGCUAUGCUGAGAGGCAGCGGCUGGCCAAAGGUCACCCAGUAAGUUUCCUGGCUGAGUGGGGACUUGAACCCUGGUCUCACCAACGCUUUAACCACGAUACCUAACUGGCUUCCCAUUGAACACUCAUGCAGCUUAAUCAACUGAAACUUAAUCAACUGUAAACGCAGGCAGCUAAGCGAGGAAGAAGCCAUGCCAUCAGCGGCUGGCCACCAACCCCUUCCUGGCAAUUCCCUUACGAUUUUAAGUCUGCUUCUUCUCUUCCCACAGCCCUGCACCUGGCAUGCUCAGGCCAGCAUGCUGCAUGUGUGCAAAUUCUCCUGCAGGCGGGGUUGCGGGACUCCCCUGACAGUACCGGAACGCAUGCACGGCAGCUUGCGAAGA